AUGGCACUCCUCGGCGACGCGCUGCGGCAGGCCUUCCUGAUGCCGCGGCGCGCCUACGCGGCGCUCCGCGACGACGAGCACUCCCUCCCGCCUCGCCUCCGCCGCCCGCUGGCCGUGAGCGCCGCCUGCUGCGUCGCCGCCGCUGUGGCAGCUGCCGCGUGCGUCAGCCUCGGGAUCGUGUUCCCUGCCGAGCCCGCCGAGCGGCCCUUCUGCCGGGAGCGCCGCAUGCUGGAGGCGCUGCCCGCCGCCGCCAGCAGCAGGGAGGAGGAGCCCGAGGCGUACCGGUACCGCGGGGGUGCCUUUUACAUGACCACCGCUGAGGCCGCCGACUUCUACUGGAUGGUCGUCUUCGUGCCAUCCGCCGUCCUCUUUGGCGCCUCGUUCACCUACCUUGUAGCUGGAAUGUCUGUUGCAUAUGCUGCUCCAAGAAGGCAUCCAAUGAUCUGUGUUGUUGAGAAUAAUUUCUGUGCUUCUAGAAGAGGUGGUGUUCGUUGCCUGGCUAUACUUAAUGUAGUUUUCGCUGUAAUAUUUGGUCUCAUGGCAAUUAUUCUUGGAUCAACACUGCUGGCCCUUGGAAGUACUUGUUCAGUUCCUCUUUUCUGGUGCUAUGAAAUUACAGCCUGGGGUUUGGCAGUGUUAUAUGGUGGCACAGCCUUCUUCUUGAGAAGGAGAGCUGCAGUUGUCCUUGACGAGGGAGAUUACGUUACCCACAAUGUGGGUCUGGAGAUGCUGGAGUCCAAAAUGGAAGUGACUCCAGAGAUGCAGCGCCGCAUCAACGAUGGUUUCAAGCAGUGGAUGGGUUCGUCCCUUCUAUCUUCUGAUGACGAGGAGGAAGCCACGGAUGACUACAUUGAGCACGAUGCUCCUAGCCCGACUGCCUUGGGUCAACAUCGCCAGCAGGAGCAUGAUCUAGAGACCUGA
Molecule: messenger RNA, 921 nt
Organism: Miscanthus lutarioriparius
Lineage: Eukaryota; Viridiplantae; Streptophyta; Magnoliopsida; Poales; Poaceae
Source: the annotation of a GenBank genome assembly